ACAACCCACUUUUGCCGCCUUAGAUUACGGUUGUUUUGUGCCAUUCAUUAACGAACCUUUUUUCGACCGGGCUCUUGGUCCGGAAACUUUCACUUAUGACACCCUUAAUAUAUAUUUUGCUUUUUUGGGUUGGUUUUGUCAGCAGUAGAACGAUACAGUUCUACAUUGAGCCAGCACAAAAACAAAAUCCAACGUACGUGCAGCAAUUAGUAGAAGGAAGUCUGAAACGAGUUCAGCAUGGUAUGAACUUAACCGCAUCGGUCAGCAUGGUAUAUGAUGGAGGCCAUUACAUUGUUGUUGAUUCACCAUCCGCAACGGAUGUUCAUUCGAAAGAGCUCAUGUUAAAGGGAAUUGCGUCAAGAAACAUUGUGCCGGGUGAAAUACAAUAUGUGGUCACUACUCAUGGACAUCCUGAUCACUUUGGGCAAGGGAACUUUUUUCCAAAUGCGAGACACUUUUUUGGGAGUUAUGAGUAUUCCGAUACUAACUUCAUUUCUACAGAACUUCACACGAAGGAUAUCAUGCAACUAACAAAAAACGUUCAACUCUGGAACACCCCUGGUCACACUGCUCAAGAUGUGACAGUCAUGGUGCACAACGUCUCGUGUUGCGGAAUAAUUGCGGUUGCUGGUGACCUGUUCUACAACGAAGAGGAUGCCAACGAGGCGGCAGGUAUCUGGUUUCAAGAAGCAUGGAACCCAAUAAUUGGAAAGAUUAGUCGGAAUAAGGUGAUCUGCUAUGCCGACUAUGUUAUUCCGGGUCACGGCAAACUUUUCCGUAUCACGCAGGAGAUGAAAAAUGGAGCCGAUUGUUUUACGAAAUACGAGACAACUCUAGAUGACAACAAAACUGUUCAGUCAUCUCCUCAAUUCCAAAAUUCAAUCGAGCAGGUUAUUCGAAAACCUGCCGAAACCUUAUUUUCAUCUGCCAACUCAGUAUCAUUCAAUUAUAUUGGCUCACCAUCCACGUCUGCUUCCUCAAGCACCCGGGCAAUAGAAACCACAACUGCUUACUCUGAUUCUACUACAACAACAUUCUACACUGUUGAUCUUACCGCAGAAACCCCAUCCACAUUAGAAUCUGAUAUAAUAUUCAACUCACAAGAAAACCUGCCACCGCUGGGCAUGAAAAUCAAAAAGAAUGCCAAUUAUAUCGAACUUCCAGAUUUAUCCGGUGAUGUUCACCCAAUGGUUCAAUCUUUUGCAAAAAAAGUUUCUGAUGUUUUGAAACAACCCCAAAACGAAGCUGAAAUUUCAAAAAUGAUGCCGCAUUUAAAAAAAUGGCAAACAACCCUAACGAAACUUUGGAAGCAAUACAUGAAUGCAAAUUAGUGUGGGUGCAGAAAGAAAAAGUGAUGUCAAUUAUUUAUUGAAUAUUUAUUUAUAUAAUUUUUUUGAAAUUCAAUUGUCAAUAAAA
Caenorhabditis elegans is the source of this 1416-nucleotide messenger RNA. It is a transcript of the gene C03F11.2, whose product is annotated as MBL fold metallo-hydrolase. NCBI's taxonomy places the organism in Eukaryota, Metazoa, Nematoda, Chromadorea, Rhabditida, Rhabditidae. The record is from RefSeq and is marked reviewed. The transcript has 10 exons. Bases 243 to 1331 code for a protein of 362 amino acids.